GCCCGGUAGCAAUGGCGGUUAAUUCGUUUGCUUAUGAUUAAACCGUUGACCGAUGGACGUUUGUUAGACCGACAAAAAAUCACUUACUAUCAAUAUUGUUCAGGUGAAAUUAUUUUAUAAUUGUGCGUCAGAUUGACAUUGAUAGUUGAUGUGUACAUAGUUUUUGUUGUAUUACCCUUACUCGUGGUUUGCAUUUUACAUCGGAUUGUUGUGUUUUCAUCUUUAACUUUUGAGGACCGUGUCUGCCCAGUGUUUUAGUUAUCAUUAAUCCAGACUUGUAACACUGACAUUCAUUGCUUUUGAAAAGUUAAGACUGAUGAUAUUUGACUCAUAAAGUUCAUUGAAUAACGACGUUGCUAUGGUGGUCAAAAAAGAAUCUGGGGUAUACUCUACUCAAAUAGGACGUUGGUCUGAUUUAUUAUUUUAUUGGGAUAUUUUCAAAUUUAUAUUCUUACUUAUGCUGCGUGUAAUACUUUUUUUGGUUGCCUAUGCAACUCGUAAAUUCAGCCAGUUCUUAGAUUAUUUGUCUGAACACUAUAAGGUUGAAGAGCAUUUGCGACUAACGAAAAAAGAAAAACAAGAAUUUAUUGAACCUAAAUUGACUAUCAAAAAUAAAGCAUUCAAAAUUAAAUAUAACAGUAAUGACAACUCAAUCUUUACCAACAAGAGAAAUAAUGAAGUUAUUGCAAGUGCUAUAUGCUCUGCAAGAUCUCAAAAUAUAAACCAAGAUUUAGAUGAUAUAAAGAAAAAUGAUAAUUCUCAUACAUUUUUUCAUAGUGAUCUUAAUAAUGCACAAUCAAUUCAUGUUGUAAAAACUGGUAAUCAAAGCAAUGCUGAGAAAAAAGAAAUUAUUGACCUUUCAGUUGUUAAUAAUAAGAUUGAAGAAAGUACAAAAAAACUUUCACAUAAUGAGCAAAUUGCAAAAAAAAUUGUUGUUUCUAAUUCUAAUAAAAAAGCUGUCUUGACGGUUCAUCAAAAUGAUAUUCAGCAUAAUGCUAUUAUAUUACCAGCUAUUAAUGUUGAUAAAAAAAAUGAAGACAUCUUCCUUAAUGAAUGUGCUGUUAAAAUGAACAAUCAAGAAAACAUAAUUAAACCAGAAAAUGGCAAUUUGGCUUCUGCUUGUAGUAUUGAAAGCAACUUGGAACUUACAUAUAAUAAUUAUAAUGCCAAUGAUAUAAAAGAUGAUAAAAGUUCAAAAACAGAAGAAAACAUGGUUUUGUCUAUUUCUUGUAAUAAUAAUGAUUUAACAUCCAAAAAUGACAGCUCAGAGUCUCAGUGUACUGCUUUUGUAAAUCCAAAACGUGAAAGAAGUUCAAAAUCUCGAAGCCCUAUUCAUCUUAUUACAAAAACUUUAAUGGAAAACUUAAAUGGAGAACAUAACAAAAAAGUGGAAUUAGAAUUAAAAACAACAAAUAAUUUAAAUACACACAUAAAUGAAGAUUUAAUAGCUAAAUCUCCAGUCAGUUCUGAAAUUGGCAAUACAAGUGAUAAAUACUUAGUUGAAAAAUUCUCUAACAAUCAACAGAGCCACUUAGAAAAGUCAGACAAUUUCAAAAGAGGAACAACAAAUAACUCAUGGUCCAAACGUUGCUGUUCGAGUAGUGGUGGUAGCCCAGAACUUACAAAUGGUAAAGACACAUUUUAUAGAAAUGUAAGAGAUCAUAAAGAAUUAGAUGUAGAAAAAUUAGACAGUUAUGGUGGAGGAGGUAAUAGACGGCUAUUUACGAAAAAUGAAAGAAGCAUACAUUUUAUAGAUUCUAAAGAAGAAAUUUGUAAUGUACCAACUUGUUAUGCAUUGGCUCGUUUUAUCACAGCAGAUUUUCAAAUGACUCCAGAUACAACCAUUGAUUUUCAAACCAAGUAUGGAUGUACCUGGGGUGAAUUAUUUGACCAAAGUUUAAAGCCAGGCGAUGUUGGAGUUGUUGUCAACAACAAUCAAUACAUAUUUUUCUUGAUUGUUAAAAAUAAAAACGAUCAUCAGAGAAUAGAACCUGUUUUUAUUGAUAAUGCUGUGUCAGAUUUGGCUAAUAAGAUGAAGCAACUAAAAUUAACAAAAUUAGCAGUGUGUGCAAUGAGUAAUGGAUUACAGCGAUUUGUUUGGUCAGAGAUGAAAAAAUACUUUAACAAAUACUUUUUUGGCUCAAAUAUUUCUAUUAUGGAGUGUUUUAUGCCACCUAAAAAUGAAAUGAAACCAUUACCUGUAGUAAAUAGAACUUAUACAAAUCUAUGGGAUAUGGAAAAACAGACUGAUAUCAUUAUGUUUAUCAACAUAGAAGAAAUUUAUAAUGAAGAUUGGAAUGAUCAAGUAGUAGAAAAAAUUGAUGCUAAAUAUCCAUUUAAAGAAAAACUUUUGAAUGAUAUAAAUAUUAAACCAAUGGCAUCUGGUGAUGUAUUGAUGUAUAAAAUCAAUGGAGAAGUAUUACUUUGUAUAUUUGUUAAUUCUUUUGGUCAACACAAAGAUCGUUAUAAGUGUUUAGAAAAAUCAUUCAACAAAAUAAAAUCAAUGUUGAAUGGCUAUAGAUUCUUCGGUAUUCAACAAAAUUUAAAGGUAUCUGAUAGUGAAUCUGAAGAUAUAUGGCGAAAAGUAUUUCUGCUACGUUCUGUUUUUACUAAACAAAGUGGUGAAAUUUGGAUGUGCGGUGAUACUAAUGCUCAUAAAUUAAUGCAAUAUGAAGAAUAUAAAAAAACUGUUAAUGACGCCAUGAAUGACUCAUCAACCAGUAAAUCUACCAGUAAUGGAUAUAAUUCACCUAAGUUUGGAAAUUUCAGAAGUCCAUCACGUUUUGAUGGCAAGAGAAGUGGUGAACUAAUCAGUACACCUAGAUCAGAAAGUUUAUCUCGCUUUGAAAACAGAAGAAAAGGUGGAAAUGAUGUAUCUAGAUUUGAUAGUGCAAACUUAGUACGUCGCAGUAAUAGUCAAUCAUCAAUGAUUUCUAAAUUUAAUAAAGCUAACAAUAAACUAUCAGCCUCUAAUAACAAUACAAUUGGCAUGACCUUAAACAACAAGAACUUGAACAACAGUUAUAGCAUGAGCAGCAAUGACUACUUGGAAAAUUGGGAAUAGUAAAAAAAAAUCUGACAGAUACAAAAAAAUUAUUGUUAUUUUCUUUUUUUUUUAAAUUUAAAAUAUUAUGAAAAACUUAUGGUUAAUUGUUAUGCAUAACAUCUUAAUUUUACUAUUGUUUUUGGUUGUUAAACAAAGCUAUUGAUAAUUAUUUACUAUAUAUAGUUUCAAAGUAUAUUUUAUUACUUGACAACCUGUACUUCUUAAUCAUAAUUAAAAAAAAUUGUAUUCUUUUAUUAGAUGUCAUUAGCAAGUAGCAAUGAUUUUUUGUUAAGUUGUGUUAUUACUAAUAUAUUUUUACACUAAUAUAAAAAUCUAAGUGAUUUGUGUGAGGUACAAAUUUUAAUCAAAUUAGUAUUAACUAGUAAAAUAAUGUUAAUGAUUUUUAUAAAAAUUAAGAUAAUUUUAAAUAAAGAAUUAUAAAUCACUGCUUAUUUAUCAUAUUAUACAAGAAAAAUUUUAAGUGAUUAUUUAUUUAAAUGUUUUUGGAAUUUAAUUAAAAAAGAAAGUGUGGUAAUGAGUAAUCUAUAAAAUGUUUAAUUUUACUAUUGUUUAAUAUUUGUAUCAAUUAAGAUGUUUUUAAUGUUGUAAAGUACUAUUUUUGUUGACAAAUUCAGAUAAAAUUUUCAAUUAAUAUAAAACAUGUAUUUUUAAUUUCAUAAAAUAAAAAAUAUAUAUUUAUACUAGA
Messenger RNA from Daktulosphaira vitifoliae (grape phylloxera), 3752 nucleotides. RefSeq lists its product as uncharacterized. The transcript has 16 exons. NCBI's taxonomy places the organism in Eukaryota, Metazoa, Arthropoda, Insecta, Hemiptera, Phylloxeridae. The record is from RefSeq and is a predicted model, not a curated record. The coding region runs from base 359 to 3064 and encodes 901 amino acids.